CAAUCAAAUGCUAUAAUAUCCUUACCGCAGAUAUCGACGAGUGUUUGCUGUUCACCUAUAAGUGCGAAGAUGAAUCCAUGCAAUGCGAAAACAAACCUGGCUCUUACAAGUGUGUUUGUGGGGAAGGACUGUAUUGGAUUGACAACAAAUGCCAAGGACUUGAAAAAGGAGCUGAGCCUCCUCCACCUCCCCCAGCCGAAGAGCCGCGAACACCAUCUGCCGAGGAGAGAAGCCAGUCUGUCGAGUUGGAGAUACAGGGGUUAAAUGUGUCUCAGUGGAACCAACCCCUACAAGAAGCAUUCAAGGUUGCAGUUGCAACGGCAGCAACGAAGCACUGUUCAGAAACGGACGACUGCAGAUCGACACCUACCAGUGCUCGCCGUAAGAGGGCAGCUUCGUACAUCAUCUUCACAGAAGACCAAGUUCACGUUCUUCCAGGCUACCCAAAACAGAUCUCUACGAACCCUCUACUGGCAAGCUUAGCAUUUUACUUGCAGUUUCCACCCGGCACUUCCAAUGUUGAUGCCAUCUCGAAAGACAACCUCGUUUCCAUUGUUGAAGGGUCUAUUGCAGACAUUUCAAACUCCAUUAAUGGUAACAUCUCGAGCGUGCAAACCCUCGUCGCUGAAACAUCAACAACGGUAACAUCAACAGUAGCUCCAUCUAGGCCCACUGAAAAAGACUCUAACAAGAUGCCUUACAUCAUUGCGGGUUCCGUAGCCGGCGGGCUGUUGGUCAUUAUCAUUGCUGUUAUAAUCAUAUGGAAAUGCAGUAAACCAAAGAACAGAAUUCCCAAGCGCAUUGCUGAUUCUCCCAGAGAAAAAUCGAAGCUGGAAAUGGAAGUCGUUGCUGGUUCUAUCAAUGAUGGAUACAACAAGGACCAGCCAAUUUGAACGAUUGAUAACCAUCCGAAGAAGCAAUACCUGUUUAUUAAAAGCAGAAAAUAAUGAUAAAAGGUUGAACUUAGUUAACGUAAAUAAUCCAUCAGUUUUGCGCUGCGUAAUUUCAUAUAAUAGCGUAAUUUUUGUAACUUUUUAAAUUAUAUCAAUAGUGGUGUGACCGACCAUGUCUAUUCUAAUAGUCGCAUUUCGAACGCGGAUGUCUGCAAAUUUAGAUUUCAUUAUAUACCCGUUGUCUCUCUCGCUCUGCAAGAUUGUCAAAUCAGGAGCCAUGAAUUUUACUGGAAGGUUAUAUUACAACAAGAUUUUGCUAGGGAGACAAGUAAUUGCUUCAUUUAAGUAUUGCCUCUCCUACGUCCGCUAUAACCGACGCAUAACCUGAUAACGACAUCAGCACGUUAGACAAGACAAAUAAGACAAAUCAAACAGACAAAUCACAAAAACGAUUAACGCCUUUAGUUUUAUCUAUUUGCUGUUUGUUAAGAAUUUGGACAUGUGUCGUCUAGCUGUCAGUAAAACUUAACGCUUAUUAAUCAGUGUGCCAAUGAUUAUGAUAUGACGACUUUUUACGUCUAUGUAGUAUAACGAUUAGCCAACCAGAUUUUCUCUCCGAAGAACACUCACGAACAAAAACUGUUGAAACUUUGCAUUGCUUUUAUUUUAGCAGUUCACGAGUCCCAGUCAGAGGUGAGGAUAAAUUAACAAACUUUGUCGUUUAGAAGUCAUAACAACAGCUUUGGAAUAACAUCGAUCACUUUCCCAUUUAUUAUUGCAAGUGGCUAAUAAAGGUCUCCCAAAUAAAGUUAGCCUUUUGGUUUGUCGUGA
Orbicella faveolata is the source of this 1724-nucleotide messenger RNA. RefSeq lists its product as uncharacterized. Gene Ontology annotation, cellular component: membrane. Gene Ontology annotation, molecular function: protein binding; calcium ion binding. Gene Ontology annotation, biological process: cell-matrix adhesion. NCBI's taxonomy places the organism in Eukaryota, Metazoa, Cnidaria, Anthozoa, Scleractinia, Merulinidae. The record is from RefSeq and is a predicted model, not a curated record.